This is a messenger RNA of Schistosoma intercalatum, 1136 nucleotides long. Lineage: Eukaryota; Metazoa; Platyhelminthes; Trematoda; Strigeidida; Schistosomatidae. The record is from the annotation of a GenBank genome assembly.
AUGCCUCAUCAUUAUAUUAAGGUUAAAUCAUCUUCGUGUGUUAAUGAUGAAAAUGGAAAUGAAAAUUUAAAGUUAAAGGAACUUCAGUCAUCAAUAUAUAACAUUGAAGUGGAUGAUGUACUAUCCAAAUUUUCAAAACACAUAAUAUUACUUCCACAAUCGGAUCAUGUACGUGUCUUGCAAACAGUUAUAAGGAAUAAAGAUACUCCAAGGAACGAAUUCUUAUUCAAUGCAGAUUGUCUAAUACGUUUAGUAGUUGAAGAAGGCUUAAAUCAACUUCCCUAUGAAAACGUGUGCGUUACGACCCCCACAGGACAUUCAUAUCAAGGUAUAAGUUUUCUUCGUGGAAAUUGUGGAGUAUCUGUUAUGCGAUCUGGUGAAGCGAUGGAACGUGGCCUAAGAGAUUGUUGUAGAUCUAUGCGUAUCGGAAAGAUAUUGAUACAAAAAGCCAAAGAAAACGAUGUUGAUGCUAAAGUAUAUUAUGCUAAAUUUCCACCGAAUAUUGAAAAUAGAAAGGUUCUAUUAAUGUAUCCUAUUUUAGGUACUGGAAUAACUGUUUUGAAAGCUCUGGAUGUUUUAAGAACUUAUAAUGUUCCUAUAGAAAAUGUAAUAUUGCUUACUUUAUUUGUAUCACCACAAAGUCUUAUCAAUGUUCUAACACGUAAUCCAGCAUUAAGAAUUGUUACGUCAGAAAUUCAUCCAGUUGUACCAAGUCAUUUUGGUCAACGUUAUUUUGGUACUUUUUAAUUUAAAUUAUGAUAUAUUGUAUUUUUUCUUUCUCUUUUCUUUCAUUGCAUUACUGUCCAAUCCUUUUAUCAUAUCAGGUUAUAUAACAACAUGAUAUGCUUUACUUCAAUCUAAACACCCCCCCCCAGAGUAAUAUCACAACUAAAACACAUAAAUCAAAUCACUUAUGUAACAUAUAUUGUAUUCUGUGCCACCCACGCACACACACACACCUCCUCCUUCUUUGUAUCAAUAUGGAUAUAUAUUCAAUGUCAUAGUGAUUAUUGAAUUGUUCUUUUUUUUAUUAUGCUCUAUUUCACAAUGAGAUCUUUUCUUUGUAUACAAUGCAUGUAAUGCCCUAAGUAUUAUUAUCUCUUAGUUAUCAUAUUGAAACAACAAGGUAAAUGAAC